This is a messenger RNA of Nannizzia gypsea CBS 118893, 5394 nucleotides long. Its product is annotated as conidial yellow pigment biosynthesis polyketide synthase. The coding region runs from base 1 to 5394 and encodes 1797 amino acids. The record is from RefSeq and is a predicted model, not a curated record. The transcript has 4 exons. Gene Ontology annotation, biological process: secondary metabolite biosynthetic process; fatty acid biosynthetic process. NCBI's taxonomy places the organism in Eukaryota, Fungi, Ascomycota, Eurotiomycetes, Onygenales, Arthrodermataceae. Gene Ontology annotation, molecular function: phosphopantetheine binding; fatty acid synthase activity; 3-oxoacyl-[acyl-carrier-protein] synthase activity.
AUGGAUUCAGCUUUACAGCGGGUAAUUUUCUUCGGAAACGAGUUUCCCAGUGAUGACUUGAAAGAUCUCUUCCGCCGUCUGUAUCAACAUAGCAAAGACAGGCGAUUCAGGUUACUGUCCGCAUUCUUAGAGGAAUCGACAACUGUUCUGAAAGAUGAGAUAGCGAAGCUCCCAUGGCCCCUGAAGGAGUUGGUACCUCCUUUUAACUCUGUUCUGGAUCUCGCCGACGUCGACUUUCGUCAAGGGCCUCUUGGAGCUGCCAUGGAGAGCUCCAUGCUAACCAUUUUAGAACUGGGCAUGUUUAUUGGACAUUAUCAAGCUGAGGAUGUAGAGUGGGACCUGAUCCCAGAGAGAACUCUGCUCGCUGGCCUUAGCAUUGGUAUCCUGGCCGCCGCCGCUGUUGCUUUAUCUAGCAGUUUAGCGGACGUUUCUAAGAAUGGCGCAGAAGCUGUUCGAGUUUCUUUCCGGCUAGGUAUCUACGUUGCCGAUAUCUCAUCAAAACUGGAAACACCGCAAUCAGACGGUACUCUCAAAAGCUGGGCUCACGUCGUCACGGAGAUGACACAGGCGAGCGUCCAAGAUGAGCUCAAUCAGUUCAACACAGACACGCAUAGCCCAGAACUGACCAAGGUCUUCAUCAGUGCUGCAGACAAGACAUCAGUUAGUGUGAGCGGGCCGCCAUCCCGAGUCAAGGCAGCUUUCCAGCAUUCUCCUAUUUUGCGUUACUCCAAGUCGCUCCCGUUGCCAGUGUAUGAUGGCCUUUGCCACGCAUCGCAUCUAUAUACACGGAGCGAUAUAGAUGCCAUAAUCAAUUGCGCUGAGAGUGUCAUUAAGCCCGACCGCUCUGUACGGUUGGCCUUACUUUCCUCUCAGACUGGCAAACCAUUCGUUGCUAAAGCAGCAAGCGAGCUCUUCCUUGAAAUUGGAACUGAGUUACUGACUGGUACUAUCUAUCUUGACAAUGUUACUGCAGGCAUUAUAGAGCACUUUAAGCUCCAGUCAGAAGCAGCGACGAAAUGCCGGAUUGACUCUUUCCGUACUUCACUGGUUCUUCGUGGUAUCCACUCCGCUGUGGAAGCCCAUUUUGCCGAGGAGCAGCAACAAUUCAUCCGCUGCGACCUAGUGUGUUGGGUUCAUAAGGACUUCGGGCCCCGUCAACCUCGCUCGCACGCCUCUUCGAAACUUGCCAUUGUGGGUAUGGCAUGUCGACUGCCCGGGGGUGCUAAUGAUCUUGAUCUUUUUUGGAAACUGCUGGAAGAUGGCCGAGAUACCCUUACGACAGUUCCUGUGGAUCGCUUUGACCUAAACACUCAUUAUGAUCCCACGGGGAAAACAGAAAAUGCAACACAGACUCCAUAUGGCAACUUUAUCGACCGUCCGGGCUAUUUUGAUGCAGGUUUCUUCAAUAUGUCACCAAGAGAGGCCGAGCAAACGGACCCCAUGCAGAGACUUGCUCUUGUCACAGCAUACGAAGCCAUGGAAAUGGCGGGUGUUGUUCCUGGCCGUACCCCUUCCACACACCCUAGCCGCAUCGGCACAUUCUACGGCCAGGCCAGUGAUGACUGGAGAGAACUAAAUGCAUCACAAAAUAUCAGCACAUACGCAGUUCCCGGUGGCGAACGUGCGUUUGCUAACGGGCGAAUUAAUUACUUCUUUAAGUUCUCUGGCCCGUCAUUUAACCUUGACACAGCGUGUUCGAGUGGGCUUGCUGCUGUGCAGGCUGCUUGCUCUGCGUUGUGGGCCGGCGAGAUUGAUACUGCCAUUGCUGGCGGCCUUAAUGUCAUAACAGAUCCGGAUAACUACUGCGGCCUUGGAAAUGCCCACUUUCUUUCUAAGACGGGACAAUGCAAGGUCUGGGACAAGGAUGCAGACGGGUAUUGCCGAGCUGACGGUAUUGGUUCAGUUGUUAUCAAACGACUCGAGGAUGCUGAGGCUGAUAAUGAUAAUAUCCUGGCUGUUGUCCUCGGUGCUUGUACAAAUCACUCAGCAGAGGCUAUCUCAAUUACCCACCCGCACGCCGGAGCCCAAAAAGCUAAUUAUCGACAAGUGUUACACCAAGCUGGCGUUAAUCCGAUUGAUGUUAGCUACAUCGAGCUCCAUGGUACAGGAACUCAGGCUGGGGAUGCAGUUGAGUCUGAAUCGGUGUCGGAUAUCUUUGCACCAGUGACACCUCGUCGUCGACCUGACCAGCGUCUCCAUUUAGGGGCAGUGAAAAGUAACAUCGGACAUGGUGAAGCUGCAGCUGGUAUUGCAUCUCUACUGAAGGCUCUCCUUGUGUACCAGAAGAAUAUGAUUCCCAUGCAUAUUGGUAUAAAAAGUGAGAUCAAUCCGACCAUCCCUAAGGAUCUUGAACGCCGGAACGUUGGGCUUGCUAUGCAGAACACACCGUGGCCACGUGUAGAGGGUAAGAAGCGUCUUGCAGUGGUUAAUUCAUUCGGAGCACACGGAGGAAACACCACGUUGCUGCUGGAAGAUGCGCCAGAAAUGGUAAAGGCCCAGAACCCAGAGGACCGUAUCACUCAUUCGGUGCUUUUAUCUGCGAAGAGCAAAAAAUCGCUGCAAGCUAACAUGGAAAGCCUUUUAUCAUACUUGGACCAACAUCCGGAAACGAACCUAGCGGACCUGGCCUACACUACGUCUUCUCGUCGAAUGCAUCACAAUAUGCGUUUUGGUACGGCUGUUUCAUGUAUCCCAGCACUUCAGAAGGCCUUGCGAUCUCAGCUUGACAACACUAAUUUUGCUUCCGAAGUACGCCCUAUUCCGAACGAGGCUCCUUCGGUUGUACUCGCUUUUACUGGCCAGGGCGCCUACUACAGUGGCAUGGGUAGGGAACUUUUCUCUGAGUUUCCAUAUUUCCGUUCGCAGGUGCAGCAACUUGACCAACUGGCGCAACGGUUGGGCUUCCCAUCUGUUGUGCCCGUAAUUGAUGGUAGCAUCGAAGAUAGUUCGAAAUCGACGAUUCUAACGCAACUAAGUGUCGUGAUACUUGAAAUUGCUUUGGCACGGUUCUGGUCCUUGCUAGGUGUGAGUAUUAGUGCUGUUAUCGGACACAGUCUCGGGGAAUACGCCGCUCUUGCGGUUGCUGGCGUGAUAUCCGCUGCUGAUGCCAUCUACCUCGUCGGUCGACGGGCACGGCUGGUUGAGGAACGAUGCACUCUAGGUAGCCACUCGAUGCUCUCAGUUCGAGCAUCAGAAGACGCUAUUCAGCAAAUGCUUGCUAGCGGACCUGACACUGCUGCAAUUGAAUACGAGGUUUCGUGCUGCAAUACUAACCAGGACACAGUUAUUGGAGGCCUUAAGGAUGAAAUUAACGAUAUCCGCAAGGCACUUGAAGCGAAGAGCAUCAAAUGUACACUCCUAGAUGUCCCAUAUGCAUUCCAUACAGCACAAAUGGACCCAAUCCUGGAUGAUCUGGAGGCAUUUGCAGCACAUGUCCCAUUCAAUGCCCCAAGUAUUCCAGUGCUAUCACCUCUACUGGCCACCGCCAUCUUUGACGUGAAGUCCCUUAACGCAAACUAUUUACGUCGUGCUGCUAGGGAAACUGUUGAUUUUGCGGCGGCCAUUGAAGCUGCCCAAGAUAUGGGCCUUGUAGACUCCAAAACUGUCUGGAUCGAUGUUGGUCCUCAUCCAAUAUGCGCAGGACUUGUGCGUGGUAUGAUCCCUUCAGUCUCGGUCGUCUCUUCCUGCCGACGGAAUGAGGACAGCAUAGCAACCAUAUGCAAGAGCCUUGUGACCCUCCAUCUCGCAGGCCUAACGCCUUGCUGGGCGGAAUUCUUUAAACCGCGUGAGUGCGAAUACUCAUUGUUACAUCUGCCAAAGUACCGAUGGAAUGAAACCAAUUACUGGAUUCCGUACAUUGGGACAUGGACAUUGGACAAGGCUCACCUCAAGCAUGGGACAAAGCCAAUGACACCGUUCUCGCUUUCUAUGUCACGACCAUCGGCGCUGCGAACGUCCUUAAUCCACCAGAUCACAGCGGAAACUAUCGAGUCCACCACUGCCACACUCCAUACGAUAUCCGACAUGCAGCACCCUGACUUCCUUGAAGCUAUACAAGGGCAUACAAUGAACAAAUGUGGAGUCGCAACAUCCUCUAUUUGGUCCGACAUGGCUUUUACUGUGGGCGAAUAUCUCUAUCGUUUACUGAUGCCUAAUGUUAAGGAUGUUCACAUGAAUCUCACUGAUGUGGAAGUCUUGCAUGCACAAGUCGCUAGCAAGACCAGGGGGAGCAUUCAGCCUCUGGUGUUGCAAGCACACCUUGACCUGUCUACCAAUUCCAUGUGCCUCUCUUGGUUCAACGCUGACGGGGAGACUGGCGAGUGCGCAGCCGAGUCUUUCGCAACAGCGACGGUUCGCUUCGAGGACCCAGCUGCAUGGAAGAAAGAAUGGGCCAGGUUGGCACAUUUAGUCCGAGGACGCAUCGAAGCAUUAGAGCAACGAGCAGUUGAAGGUAAAGCCAGUCGACUGUCUAAACCCCUGGCCUAUGCUCUUUUCAAGAACGUAGUCGAUUAUGCAGAUCGAUACCGUGGCAUGGAUUCGGUUGUGCUGGAUGAACUUGAGGCAAUGGCUGAAGUGACACUCGUCCCAGAACGUCACGGCACUUGGCAUACGCCGCCACAUUGGAUUGAUAGUGUUUCCCACCUGGCAGGCCUGGUUAUGAACGGUAGCGAUGCAUCCAACACCCGAGACUAUUUCUUUGUGACACCGGGAUGCGACAGCUUCCGGUUGCUGAACAAGCUAGAACCCGGUGCCCAAUAUCGCAGUUACGUCCGGAUGUUCCCUCUGCUAGAGGACCCAAAUAUGCACGGCGGUGAUGUUUACAUACUCCAGGGAGAAGAAAUUGUGGGUAUGGUAGGCAUGAUUCGCUUCCGCCGCGUCCCUCGGCUGCUGAUGGAUCGAUUCUUCUCGCCUCCCACCACAACCUCAGUUGUUGGACCCGCACCGCCAGUUGUGUCUGCAGCCACGAAGACCCAUGGUAUCACCCAGAGUGUUCCUGAGAUCUCAGCCCCUUCACCAUCCAUCGUUGUCUCUGACUCAACUGCAAACAAUACCCUAACCGACAAGCUUCCGGUCCCAGUGCCGCGCUUGGCAUCAUCCUCUGAGAGCUCAACGCCCAAAGAGUCUCCUAUCGCGACACCCCCUGAAUCAGAGAGUGCUGAGCCCCUGGGCAACACAGUAUCACAGUGUCUACGACUGAUGGCCCGCGAGACAGGACUAGAAGUAGAAGCGCUAACUGGAGACGCCAGCUUUGUGCAGCUGGGUGUCGACUCACUUAUGUCCCUGGUAUUAUCAGAGAAAUUCCGCGCUGAACUAGGAGUGGAGAUUAAGAGCUCGCUCUUCCUUGAAUGUCCAACAAUUGGAGAGAUGACAGCUUGGAUAGAGGAAUACUGUUAA